Messenger RNA from Plasmodium gallinaceum, 1860 nucleotides. RefSeq names its product FAD-dependent glycerol-3-phosphate dehydrogenase, putative. The coding region runs from base 1 to 1860 and encodes 619 amino acids. Lineage: Eukaryota; Apicomplexa; Aconoidasida; Haemosporida; Plasmodiidae. Gene Ontology annotation, molecular function: glycerol-3-phosphate dehydrogenase (quinone) activity. Gene Ontology annotation, biological process: glycerol-3-phosphate metabolic process. The transcript has a single exon. Gene Ontology annotation, cellular component: mitochondrion; glycerol-3-phosphate dehydrogenase (FAD) complex. The record is from RefSeq and is a predicted model, not a curated record.
AUGUUAAGGAAAAUUUUAUAUGGUUCUGGUGGUUUGGGUGUUUUAUCUGUAGGAGGGUUUUAUUUUUUGAAGAUAAAUUUCUUGAAAAACAUGAUUGAGAAAGAUGUAGUUUAUAAAUAUAAUUCAAUUGAUAAUAGAAAUGAAAUGAUAAAAAAGUUAAAAAGUAAUCAUUAUGAUAUAUUAAUAAUUGGAGGUGGUGCAACUGGUGGUGGAAUAGCUCUAGACUGUGCAACAAGAGGAAUCAAAUGUGCACUCAUUGAUAAAAAUGAUUUUUCAAGUGGAACAUCAUCAAAGUCAACAAAAUUAUUACAUGGAGGUAUAAGAUAUCUAGAAAAUGCUGUUAAAAAUUUAGACAUCUCAGAAUUAUAUUUUGUAUGGGAAGCUUUAGCUGAAAGAGCACACGCCAUGAAAAUUGCUCCUUUUAUGUCUAGACCUGUAUCAAUUUUAAUGCCUAUAUAUAAGUUAUGGCAAGUUCCUUAUUUUGCUUAUAAUAUUAAAAUUUAUGACUUUUUGGCAGAUUUAGUAUGUUGUUUUGAUAAAGGUGUUCCCAAUUCAAUUUAUAUUAGAAAAUCUAAUACUAUUGAAAAUUUUCCAUUAUUAAAAAAAGAAAAAUUAAAAGGAUCACUUAUUUAUUAUGAUGGACAACAUAAUGACAGUAGAAUGAAUUUAAAUUUAAUUUUAACAAGUGCAAUUGAUAAUUACGUUCCAGGGCAAGUGGGAGCUACUAUAUGUAACCAUAUGGAAGUAAUAAAUUUUAUUAAAGAUGAAAAUCAUAAAAUUAUAGGUGUGAAAGCUUUUGAUAAAAUUAAUAAUAAAGAAAUUGAGAUAUAUGCAAAAAUUAUUAUUAAUGCAACAGGACCUCAUGGUGAUAUUAUUCGCAAAUUAGCAGAUGAAAAUAGAAAACCAAUGAUACAAUUAUCUGCUGGUUGUCACUUUGUUUUACCCAAAUGGUACUCAUCUAAGAAUAAUGGUAUAAUAAUUCCUAAAACUAGUGAUGAAAGAGUUCUUUUUCUUUUACCUUGGGAAAAUUGCACCUUAGUAGGAACUACUGAUGAGCAUAGAAGUAUAGAAGAUCAUCCAAAAAUUCAAAAAAAAGAUAUCGAUUUUUUAACAAACGAAUUAUCUAAAUAUAUAGAUGUAAGUGCAAAUGAAAUUAGAAAUGAUAUUAAAGCGGCAUGGUGUGGAUUCAGACCAUUAGUUAAAGAAGCUAAAAAUAAAAAUAAAAAAGAUGAAGAUAUUACUACUCAUGAAAUAUCAAGAAGUCAUGAAAUCAUUGAAGAUGAAAAUGGAUUAAUUAGUAUAUUAGGAGGAAAAUGGACUAUUUAUAGAAAAAUGGCACAAGAUACUAUUGAUUAUAUAUUGUCUAAUCAUAAAGAUAAAAUAAAAAGUAAAUAUAAUUGUAGAACAAAAUUUUUAAUGCUAAUAGGUAGUCAUGAUGAAAAAGGAAUUUUUAAAUUAGAAGAUCUAACUUUUGGAUGUAGUAAAUUAAGCAAACAACUUACCCAAAAAUAUCCUGAAUUAGAUUAUGAUACAGCAAAUCAUCUAGUAUCUAACUAUGGAUAUUUAUCAAAAAAAGUUUGCGAAUUAGCUAAAGAAUUAAAUUUGUUUAAUAAAAUAGAUUCCACAAAACCAUAUAUCGAAGCAGAAAUUAUUUAUGCAAGUAGAUAUGAAUUCGCUACCAAAAUUUCUGACAUUAUUGGUAGAAGAUUUAGAUUAGGUUUCAUUGAUUCAGAGUCAUCAAACAAAGUUAUUAAUAGGAUAGCACAUUUAUUAAAAGAUGAAUUUCAUUGGAAUAAUGAUCAAAUGAAUUCACAUAUUAAUGAAGCCAAAGAAUUUAUUAAUUCAUUAUCUAUUGAAUAA